Messenger RNA from Sinocyclocheilus anshuiensis, 3877 nucleotides. RefSeq names its product RING finger protein 145-like. Gene Ontology annotation, biological process: ERAD pathway; proteasome-mediated ubiquitin-dependent protein catabolic process. The transcript has 12 exons. The coding region runs from base 660 to 2702 and encodes 680 amino acids. Gene Ontology annotation, molecular function: ubiquitin protein ligase activity; zinc ion binding. Gene Ontology annotation, cellular component: endomembrane system. Lineage: Eukaryota; Metazoa; Chordata; Actinopteri; Cypriniformes; Cyprinidae. The record is from RefSeq and is a predicted model, not a curated record.
UGUGACACAGUUUUACAUUAUGUGGUGGUGGUGGUGGUGGUGGUCUAAUAAAUACAUUUGUUAAGCACUGUAGCCUGACUUCUCUCAACGCCAAACAGGCGAGAGGGAGAGAGAGAGAUGUGAAGAUAUAUUACAGAAGGUAGUAUUACAGAUAGAUAGCCUAAUUAUCAAGUCGAUUAUCAUUUUUGUAUUAUUCACAGCCCGUGAUCUGGUUCAUUAUAGCGCUCUUAAUCUUUAUAGCACAGUUGGCAUUGUGAAUGCUGAGUCGUCUGCUCUGACUCCUUAUCAUUCCACCUCUCCACCCCCUCUUCCUCUCUUUCUUUCAGUCUCAACGUGUGCUGUGCCCUCAUGAUGCCACGGCGCUCGCUAAUCCGCUCUCCGCGCCGCGGCGCACAUGCUCACUACCGAUCACUGUGGCAAUCUGUAAUGGCUGCUGGAUGAUGUGAUGCGAGUCCCGGUGCCGCGCCGCGUCGGUAGGAAUGCCAUUUCCCUGAGACCGCCAACCACUCCAUUCAUUCCUCCGUCAACAUGGUUGACAUCCGACAGAAGAAUAAAGGUCGGACAUCGUAGUCGCGAGCACUUGCGAGAGUCAUAAUCGUUGCAGUGCUGGUGUGUGAUAGUGCCAGUGAAUUGUGUGUGGUUGGCGGUAGUCAGGAGUGAUGGCAGUGAAGGAGCGGGUGGAGGCGGUGCUGAAUGUGGGCCUGCGGGUCCCCAGUAUCAUGUUACUAGAGGUGCUGUACCGCUGGGAUGUCAGCUCCUUCUUCCAGAAGAUCCAGAGAAGCAGCCUCAACAACAACCCCCUCUUCCAGUACAAGUAUCUGGCCCUCUACCUUCACUAUGUGGGUGCAACUUCACCAGUGUUGGUGGUGCUACAGUACCCUCAGGACCCCCUGCUGAAUGGCGGAUGGAGUCCAAGUACAGUAGCUCCCACAGGCUACAUUCUGAGUCUGGUUUUGCUCACUCUGCCCCGACAGCACUUGGUGCAGCUCUACCUGUAUGUGCUCACUGCUCUGCUGCUGUUCGCUGGUCACCAGAUCUCAAGGGACUAUGUGCGCAGUGAGCUGGAGUCUGGUUAUGAGGGCCCACUGUACCUGGAGCCUCUGUCCAUCAACCGCUUCACUACUGCGCUCAUCUGCCAGCUGGUGGUGUGUACCUUGUGCUCCUGUGUGAUGCAGACCAAGCGCAUUUGGCUGUUCUCAGCGCACUUGCUCCCUCUGAUGGCCAGGCUGUGCCUGGUUCCUUUGGAGACCAUCGUUUUCGUCAAUCGCUUUGCCAUGAUUUUCACAGGCCUGGAAGUCAUCUACUUUUUGGCCUCCAACCUGCUGGUGCCAUUUAAUCUGGCCAAGACAGCGUACCGGGAACUUGCACAGGUGGUGGAGGUUUAUGGGUUGCUGGCUCUCGGUAUGUCUCUGUGGAAUCAGUUGGUUCUGCCUGUGUUGUUCAUGUGUUUCUGGCUGGUUCUGUUUGCUCUGCAAAUCUACACAUACUUCAGUACACGAGACCAGCCCACAUCUAGAGAGAGGCUGCUCUUCCUUUUUCUCACAAGUAUUGCAGAGUGCUGUUGUACUCCGUACUCUCUACUGGGCCUGGUGUUCACCGUGUCAUUCGUUGCUUUGGGAGUGCUCACUCUUUGCAAGUUCUACCUGCAGGGCUACAGAGCUUUCAUGAAUGACAACACCAUGCACAGGGGCAUGACAGAGGGAAUCACUCUUCUGAUCCUCGCUGUUCAGACUGGACUGAUUGAGCUACAGGUCAUCCACAGAGCCUUCCUCCUCAGCAUCAUCCUCUUCAUUGUAGUGGCCUCCAUCUUGCAGUCUAUGCUGGAAAUUGCUGAUCCCAUAGUGCUGGCGCUGGGAGCCUCCAGAGACAAGAGUUUAUGGAAGCACUUUCGUGCGGUUAGCCUGUGCUUGUUCCUGCUGGUGUUCCCAGCCUACAUGUCCUACAUGAUAUGUCAGUUCUUCCACAUGGACUUCUGGCUGCUGAUCAUCAUCUCCUCCAGCAUUCUGACCUCACUACAGGUGCUGGGCACACUGCUGAUCUACGUGCUCUUCAUGGUGGAGGAGCUCCGCAAGGCUCCGGUGGAGAACAUGGAUGAUGUCAUCUACUGGGUGAACGGCACCUACAGGCUGCUGGAGUUCCUGGUUGCGCUAUGCGUGGUCGCGUACGGCGUGUCGGAGACUGUGUUCGGGGAGUGGACCGUGAUGGGCUCUACCAUCGUACUCAUCCAUUCUUACUAUAACGUGUGGCUGAGGGCCCAGCUGGGCUGGCAGAGUUUCCUGCUCCGCAGAGAUGCUGUCAACAAGAUCAAGAACCUGCCUACAGCUUCUCACCAACAACUCCAGCAGCACAAUGACAUCUGUUCCAUCUGCUACCAGGACAUGACGUCAGCAGUGAUCACCCCCUGCAGUCACCUAUUCCAUGCCGGAUGCUUGAAGAAGUGGUUGUAUGUGCAGGAGACCUGCCCUCUUUGCCACAACCAGCUAAAAGGCUCAUCACAACCUGGCUCUUCAACACAGGACGCCCUGCCACAAGAGCCCCCAAUACAGCCAGCAGGUGAUCUGGACCCUUCAACGCAUCCAGAGUCAGAUUCAACCCUCCAGGUUCCCCAGCAAGACGACACUCCUCUCACUUCAGCGUCAGACCUUACGGCUGGGCUGAAAGACGGCGGUGACACUACUGCCUGCUUCUCCUCCCAGUCCUAAAACCUGCCUUGAGCCAAUCUCAAAUCCACACACUGCUGGCCAAAAGACAGUUUUACAGCAGAGGGUCUGAUGGGAUACUGUCGGCCCUCUCUGUGACUGAUACGUACAUACGGAAUGCUCCUUAGACAUCUAUACAAUCGAAAUCCUUCUAUCGUCCCCCUCUCAUCCAGAACAUCACAGAAUCCAGAAGUCAGAAAGCUUAUCUGAGGUGAAAAGAAUCAUUUCACCCCUUCCACAUCUGGAAUUACCGAAACACCAGCUCUUCCCCACCCUUUAUUACGAAACUACAGUCUCCAGUGAAUACCAACCUGAAUGUGAUCAUGUGACCCUUCAGUAUAGUGCUGUGAUGCUCUGUAGGCACUUAGCACAUAUCCACUAGCACGCUCUCAUUAUCCAAUACAUUAGCCCGUCUUUUUCUGUUCUCUAUUUGUUUUCUUGAGAGAAAAUAUAUUUACAUAUAUGCCACUGCAUUUGCACUAAUGUAACAUAAAGCAAUGCUCCAAAGUUAGUCUUGUCUGAUACUAAAUAUUUUAGUGUGUAUGCAUUGAAUCAAGUUAUAUAUGAAAUAUAUACCCAUGUACAAAUAUAUAUGUAAAGGAGUUUUGAUAUGCAAAAGUACAUUGUAAAGCAGCAUUGUGUCAUGAAGUGGCCUCAGGCUUAAAUGAACGCUACGCCUCUAGUGCGGCCUCUAGUGGCAGUAGUGGGACGUGCCUUUGGCUGUGGAUAAACACUAUGACCAAUUAGGAGAGUCAAUUUCAUUCUCAUCAGUAUUUGGCAUUUAGCGCAUUUGUGAACAUGAAUACAUUCGAGAAUGUAUGAGCACACUUUGCAAAUGCCGUUUUUUCUUUUUUACUAAGUGUUUAAGUUAAUAUAUUUAACAUGGUUUGUUAAAUGAAUGGUGAUUGGCUUGUGGAAUUUUUAAUCUGCAAACAUGUUACUUUUAUCUACACCACCAGAUUUUUUAUAUAUGUUACAGCUGUUUUUCAUUUUAAAGCAAAUCUGAAUGAAAAUGGAGAGUAUAAUCCUAAUAGCAUUCUGAAUUUAUCCUUCUUUUCUUUUAAUACAGCAUAAACGUGGAAUGAUGUUCUGUGAAGGCUAACUUUGUUUGAAUCGCAGCUGAAUUCAGUCAAAUAUGCCUGAAGUCUGAACAUGAACCUGAAUGUCAGAAUAAAUCC